Molecule: messenger RNA, 9153 nt
Organism: Coregonus sp. 'balchen'
Lineage: Eukaryota; Metazoa; Chordata; Actinopteri; Salmoniformes; Salmonidae
Source: the annotation of a GenBank genome assembly
CGUGAAUGUAUCUCAGUACACGUGGGUCAGGCUGGAGUCCAGAUGGGCAAUGCAUGCUGGGAACUCUACUGUCUGGAGCACGGGAUCCAGCCCGAUGGUCAGAUGCCCAGUGACAAGACCAUCGGAGGAGGAGACGACUCCUUCAACACCUUCUUCAGUGAGACUGGAGCUGGCAAGCAUGUCCCCAGGGCUGUGUUUGUGGAUCUGGAGCCCACUGUCAUUGGUAAGAUCACUUUGUCUUGAAACAAUGAUGAUGACACUGUGCAACACACUAAAAACAAAUGGUUCUAUAUAGUGCCAAACAUGUAAUAGCAUAACACAACAGAUUAGAUCAAUUGGAAUGACACUCUCACUUACGGUUACACAAAAAUAACUGUGCGCAAACCACGCCCCCAAAUAUUAUAAUCAGCCGCAUUUUAAUUAUCACUAAAAGAGUAAAGAACCCUUUUUUGAACUGCAAAGGACCAUGGAAGGCUUAAAGGGUUAUUUGGGUCAGUAUGGUUCCACAUAGAACCAUCACCCUUCCCAAAGAACCUUUGAGGAACCCUAAUUUUUUUGUGUGUAUCAGUCUUGACUUCUUCAGAUAAAAGCGCUUUCUUUGUUCCAGAUGAGGUGCGCACAGGAACUUACCGCCAGCUCUUCCAUCCUGAGCAGCUGAUCACUGGGAAGGAGGACGCAGCCAACAACUAUGCACGUGGGCAUUACACUAUCGGCAAAGAGAUCAUUGACAUGGUUCUGGACAGGACUCGCAAACUGGUGAGAAUCUCCAACAACCUCUAGUGAUGCCUUAUCGUACAUCCUGUAUAUUUCUUGUCGUUGUCCAACCAUAAUGAUCUGAAACAUCUCUCUUCCCUCUCCACAGGCUGACCAGUGCACUGGCCUCCAGGGCUUCCUGGUCUUCCACAGCUUUGGAGGUGGCACCGGUUCUGGUUUCACCUCCCUGUUGAUGGAACGCCUGUCUGUUGACUAUGGCAAGAAGUCCAAGCUUGAGUUCUCCAUCUACCCAGCUCCACAGGUGUCCACAGCUGUUGUUGAGCCUUACAACGCCAUCCUGACCACCCACACCACACUGGAGCAUUCUGAUUGUGCUUUCAUGGUAGACAAUGAGGCCAUCUAUGACAUCUGCCGUAGGAACCUUGAUAUUGAGCGUCCCUCCUACACUAAUCUUAACAGGUUGAUUGGCCAGAUUGUGUCCUCCAUCACUGCUUCCCUCCGAUUCGAUGGUGCCCUCAAUGUUGAUCUGACAGAGUUCCAGACCAACUUGGUGCCCUAUCCCCGUAUCCACUUCCCCCUGGCCACCUAUGCCCCAGUGAUCUCAGCAGAGAGGGCUUACCACGAGCAGCUCUCAGUGUCUGAGAUCACCAAUGCUUGCUUUGAGCCAGCCAAUCAGAUGGUGAAAUGUGACCCACGUCACGGCAAGUACAUGGCCUGCUGUCUGCUGUACCGUGGCGACGUUGUGCCCAAAGACGUUAACGCUGCCAUUGCCACCAUCAAAACAAAACGCUCCAUCCAGUUUGUAGACUGGUGCCCAACUGGUUUCAAGGUUGGUAUCAACUACCAGCCCCCAACUGUGGUACCUGGUGGAGAUCUGGCCAAGGUUCAGAGGGCAGUGUGCAUGCUUAGCAACACCACUGCUAUUGCAGAGGCCUGGGCCCGUCUUGACCACAAGUUUGACCUGAUGUAUGCCAAGCGUGCUUUCGUGCACUGGUAUGUAGGUGAGGGUAUGGAGGAGGGAGAGUUCUCUGAGGCCAGGGAAGACAUGGCUGCCCUGGAGAAAGAUUAUGAGGAGGUGGGCGUCGACUCCAUUGAGGGAGAGGGAGAAGAGGAGGGAGAGGAGUAUUAAAUACUAUGCCAAAUUCACACAUUCCUAUGUGACCCAGAGCUGAGAAUGACUGAAUUGUUUCCACUACACUCUUAGAAAAAAAGGUUCCAAAAGGAUUCUGUUCCCAUAGGAUAACCCUUUUUGGUUCAAGGUAGAACCAUUUUUGGUUCCAGGUAGAACCCUUUUGAGUUCCAAAAGGGUUCAACCGUGAAUCAAAAGGGUUCUACCUGGAACCAAAAAGGGCCCUUCAAAGGGUUCUUCUACAGGCACAGCCAAAGAACCCUUUUAGGUUCUAGAUAGCACCUUUUUUUCUAAGAAUGUAUGAUUCUGCCUUGAACAACCAAUAUAAUGAAGUAUUAGGAUGGUAAGGUGUAGUCUACAACUCUUUUAAAAUAUGCUCACUCACAAAGGCUGAUGUCCUUGCUUCAUCUGUGCUUUUGUAGCGAGAGCCUAAUAAAAUGAUCAUCAAUAAAGAAGGUUGUUCUCUGUCUCUGUUAUGACAUCCAGUAGCAAUGUUAUAAGUCACAUACAGAUAAGUGACCACAGAGUAAAUUGAUAUCAGUAGGUUUAUAUACGCAAGUGAAAUAAUUAUUUAGCUAACAUUACUUUUAUCUAGACUAAGCAUGUCUGUCUCUGUCAAUGCAGUAUGUGGCAAAGUUCUGUUUUCAUACUGAUGAGACAUCUGUAAUGUUAUAUUCUUCAGCAGGUCAUUUUACAUAUUGUUAUCCUCAGCAGUUUGCUAAUGUAGUUUAACUGGUAGAUAGAGAUAGAUAGAGGACUCAUCUUUGUAUCUGUGCCAUUAAAGCGUCUGUGACAGUAUGUGCAGCGCCAUUGAGGCAAAGUCCAUUUUGAAGUAGUACAUUUUGUUCUUCAUAAUUGGCUGAUCCAUUUGUAAAAAAAAAUUGCCAAUUAGCAGAUGCUCUUAUCCAGAGCGACUUACAGGAGCAAUUAGGUUUAAGUGUCUUACUCAAGGGCACAUCGACCUUUCAGUUACUGGCCCAACGUUCUUUACCACUAGGCUACCUGCCACCCCAUGACUGUAACAGGGUCACCAGGCGGGAUCAGCCAAUGAAGUUGGAAGUCCCACCCAGUUGACUACAUUAAAAUGGUGGAAGCCCCCAAUGGCGCUGCCCAUGCUAAUAUUUGGCCACUAGAGGCCUCUAUCAUUCUCUAUGGACUGGUGCAAGACUUUAUAAACAAUAUCUAUGACGAGAUUCAUAAUCAAAAACUCUGGCUCCCUUUACAUUUAACAUUUUAGUCAUUUAGCAGACGCUCUUAUCCAGAGCGACUUACAGUUAGUGAGUGCAUAUAUAUAUUUUUUUUAUACUGGAAUCGAACCCACAACCCUGGCGUUGCAAAUGCCAUGCUCUACCAACUGAGCUACAUACCUGCCGGCCAUUCCCUCCCCUACCGAAUUGUGCGCCGCCCCAUGGGUCUCCCGGUCGCGGCCGGCUACGACAGAGCCUGGAUUCGAACCAGGAUCUCUAGUGGCACUGCUAGCACUGCGAUGCAGUGCCUUAGACCACUGCGCCACUCGGGAAACCCUUCUGUGGUUUGCGAUGGUUCUAGUGUCUGCUGUUUCCUGAGUAAGCCUACACUGUACCAGAAGUACUCCACUGACAGAUCACUGUCCAUGCAAUAGCAAGGUUAUUAUAGUAAACUAAAACUGAAACUAAAACUAAUCAUGAAAAAAUCUAUUUAGUAAAAUGAAAUAUUUUAUUAAAUAUAUAAAAUAAUUAAUAAACCCAUUUGAAAAACUAAAACUAUACUGAAACUAUUAUCCUGGACUCUAAAACUAACUAAAAUCAAAUUUAAAACCAUAAUGAAUUAUGUUCAGUUUAAUAUUUCAAGCUACUGAAUCUGGCGGGUAAAUGCUGCCAGGAGAUGGCGAUGUCUGAAAUAGGCUUAGUUUGUGCAUCACUAUUAGUCUCUCUAGACCAGCGGAGAACAACUUGCCCCUCUCAUUGAGGACUUCAAGUUCAAGGCCUACCGGGGUACUACAGGCAAUGUUUUCCGAAAGCAGGAUCAUGGUCAAUAUUAAUGGGUAUAAACAAAAAUCAGAACACAAUCAUGGUACCAAUACUUGCUUCUAUUUCACCAGAUGUAUGUCCUUGAACCAAUUAUUUAAAAAAUUGGACACAGAAGAAGUUAUAAGGAUCCUUUGCAGCCUGCAGUACCCCGGCCGGCCUUCAACUUGAGAUACUCAAAGAGAGGGGGCAGCACUGAGCUAGCCUGCAACGUCACCUCCUAGAGUAGCUCAAACUGCAUGCAACGUUUCCAAAAAAGCCUCCAUGAAGCAAGAUGGCGACACUGAUCUUCAAAUGCGCCACUAAGACCUCACAAAGGAAACAAUGAGGUGAUGUAAUCGAUGGCUCCGUCCAUUCUUUUUACAGUCUAAGCUCUAGACAGACGGGUUGCUUGCCUAGUUUACGGUGCUCCAAGGUCUGGGAUACUCGAGACUACAUCACUAUCAGCUAUCACUAGCUAACAUUGAAAGAAUCGGCUAGGUAGCUAACUUGAUUCUUCUUAUAUGUCUCUACUGAGGUGAAAAAGCAUUGGAUUGGUGUAAACAUGGGUGAGAGAGUUUCCUUUCACCAUAUUUUUUUAAAAACCAGUCUCAGCGCUAUUCCUAUUAAAUCCAAGUCAUAUUGAGAUUAAAUUAUAAAGUCAAAGGGCUAAUCAGCAGUUUUCGUAAAAAGCUGAGGGAUGGGGCUGGAGAAAUGUAACCACUCUAAAAUGCAUAGAGAGAGCUAUGGAUACAAAGACCGACCAUCCAUGAUAUCCAAAAUUAUUGUUUUACCCAUGUUUUGAGGCUUUACAAUGUUUGUUUAUAUUUACUUUGUUUACAAACAUUGGAGUAAACAAGCUUAUAUGUUGGGUUCUGAUGGGUAACGACAUUUGAACUAAGCUCAUGAGGCACGUAUAAGUUAUAUUCUUCAAGAAUCAAUGGGUACAUAUCAUUAAUUUAUAAGUCCAAAAAUGGAUGAAGCAACUGAUGAUUGCCCCUUUUAACCUAACAAAACCUAUGACCUGACCCUCCACCUUAUGUAUUACUGCCCCCAAGCUAAAAGAAGUGACAUCCCAAAAAACUAUACAAGACAAAUGGCUCCUAGCCUGGCCCACGCAUGCUUUCAGUCCAUAACACUAAAACUAAAUAAUACAAAAACGAAAUAUGCAUAUUUGUAUAUAACUGAAACUAAAUAAAAAGUAGAAAAUCAGGUCUGAAAACUAACUGAAACUAAAUUAAAAUCGAAAAACUAAUAUAAAUAAAAACUUAACUAAAUAAAACCCCAAAUUAUAAUAACCUUGUGACCAAGCAGACUUUUUCUCUUCUUCUUCUUUUUUUUUUUUUACCACGAAUAGGCCUAUAUCAGAAGAUGGUUUCAAAGGUUAGGCCUACAUUGUUAUCAUUUUCAAAGCAAUCUGUUAUCAAAAUAGUUUUCAAACCUCACUCUUGAUGUGUGAAUUUGCUUAUCUUCACGGCAUUGCACUUUGGUUGUAGGGUCAUGGCUAGAACGAAUCCAGCUUUUGUCAGAAUUGACUUUUCGUAGCAGGUUUAGGAGAGUUUACCCAGCAGAUUAGGUGAAUUAACAUGGCAGGUUAGGAUAAAGGUUAGGGUUAGCUAAAAUUCCCCAAAAAACAAAAACAAAAAACAACUUUUGACGUAAAUUUUACAAAAGAUGGAUCCCAUCUAGACAUAACAUGGUUGGUCGUAGGGUUAACACUCUUUUCACGCCUCUCCUUCUUCCGUGGUCAUCACUAUUCACGCAGUCCUACAUGUUCAAAUGGUCCAAUAGAACGAGCAAAAACGCCUAUUUCUUUCCAGGUGGGCGGUACAUUUCAGUCCAAAGGCCGCCCAAAUGUAGCGAACCGUCAUAAUCAGUAGCCUAUAUAAAGUCCCACCCUGACACAUUGCUGAAACGUCUCACAUUAGACUCCUAAAGGUCGGUCUGUGAGAGUUGGUCGUUAAUCUACGGUUUCUUAUUUCAUCUUUACUGCUCUUUUAAAACUCCUCAUCUUAGACAUGGUAAGUUUGAAUAUGAAAAUGACUGGAAUUGUGAUGUAGACUUCUUUAAAUGUGGUGUCAUGAUCGCAUAAUAAGAUUAGGUUAUGGAUUAUCAAUCAAACAUGACACCAUAAUUAAUACCUGUUGCCUUUAUCUUCUGUUGUCUAAUACACACAUAUUUUUUGUUGUUGUUGUAAAAUAUACUAUUUUUUCACACCGUGACAAUCAGACAUUAUCCGAUGUGACACAAAUAGCCUACAUUUGAAAAUUCCAUAUUAUGAUUUCCUUUGUGUUAGGCUACAAAAGUGACGCUUUUAACACGUUGUAGGAUGACUCCUCUGUCAGUUCUAGUGCUGCGCCACAUAUUCAAAGGCCUUUUAUUCCUUAUGUAGGGCGGCGCAUAGGCUUCUUUCCUUCUCUCCCCUCGCUUCUUGACCAUAGUAGGCUAUUCUUGCUUUUUUUGCAUUGCGGAAAGUGGCACGCGGUUGUAGCAUACAUGUGUCGUGGUCAUAUUUAUAACUAGUAUACAGUGCAAAAGCAGUAAAAUCGGAAAUGAUUUGACACACCAUCGAGAUGACUUAAUCAUGUGAUUUAUAGGUGAGAUUUUUUAUUUAUAGCCUGUCGCCGGUGAAAGUUCGAGGGGCAGGACCUUUUUAUAGAAUAAUAAGGCAGGUGUCAUGACAUUCUUGUCAAUACCUGAAUAAACCGGGCAAUUCAGACCACGUGGUGCUUUCUCAUCUUGUGUAAAUAAAGGAAACUAGACUGGCUGUUCCAGCCUAUAUCAAUCAUUAUAACCCGAUUCUAUAGUAGGCCCUAAGUCCCUUAUAGUCCAGAGGCAGAGACCUGUAGUACACUUUAUUUUAGACUACGCCAUUUCGUUUAGUUGGAAAGGAGAGUUGCCCAUUAAAUGGCAUAGCCUAUUUGCCUCAAUCUGAAUAAAUUGAGAUUCAAUUCAAUUUUUUUAGGGCCACUGAAAAAAAAAACUUUUUCCGCCCCAUACAUCGCGCUAAUCCUUGCCAUGCUGAUUUUCAUUAACCUUACAUUGAGGGACAGCUAUAAUCACUCCCAUUGUCAUGAGCACCAGAUGGUGAUGGCAUGGUUAUGACAUGACUCAGAGGACAGUGCCAUAGCCAAUAACACAGAUAUAACAGGUCAAUCCUGAGUCAAUUAUUUCUCAUUGUUUGAUUAGGCCACAUUUAUAUUUAAAUCAUUAAAAUGACAGUCAUUGACAUGUAGUAGCCUAAAUUAUACAGCAAUAGUCACCCAAACUAGUUUUAAUAAUGGUCUUGAAGUGUAUCCUUAAAUUGUGUCUAAAUCUUGAUUAAAUUCAGAAGAGGUUAAACCCCUCAAUGAUUUAGGGCCAUGAGUAGACUUACUCCACUCCAAAAGCUGCUGCCUGUGGUCAUGCGCUUUCUCAGCAGCACCAACACAGAGCAGGUCUGUCUCACCCAUAGCUGCAUAUAAUCACUGAGUCAGGUGACCUGGGUGUGCUGGUAUUAGAGCCAAAGCUAUGCAUAACUUGAAAACAUACAGGUACACAUGAAAAGGCUUUUUAAUUUUUUUUAUAACUGAAACUCUUAUGUAGGAAAGACUACCAAUAUCUGAGCACUCAAUUUUACAUGAUUGUUCUUUCUCCCAUAGCGUGAGUGUAUCUCCGUCCAUGUGGGCCAGGCUGGCGUCCAGAUCGGCAAUGCAUGCUGGGAGCUGUACUGUCUUGAGCAUGGGAUCCAACCGGAUGGAAAGAUGCCCAGUGACAAGACCAUUGGAGGAGGAGACGACUCCUUUAACACCUUCUUCAGUGAGACUGGAGCUGGCAAGCAUGUCCCCAGGGCUGUGUUUGUGGAUCUGGAGCCCACUGUCAUUGGUAAGAUCACUUAGUUUUAAAACAAUGAGGUUCUGGUAACAUUGGUAUAGCUCCUUAUUCUUGAGAAAAGCUAACGGAUCUUUCUCCAGAUGAGGUGCGAUCUGGAACUUACCGCCAGCUCUUCCACCCUGAGCAGCUGAUCACUGGAAAGGAGGAUGCAGCCAACAACUACGCCCGUGGGCAUUACACUAUCGGCAAAGAGAUCAUAGACUUGGUUCUGGAUAGGAUCCGCAAACUGGUGAGAAUCUCCAAUAACCUUUAGUGAUGUCUUAUUGUACAUGGUACAUCCUGCCUACUGUCUUCCAUUAACAAUAACCUAAAACGUGAAACAUUUUCUCCUCCCUCUCUCUCCAGGCUGACCAGUGCACUGGCCUCCAGGGCUUCCUGGUCUUCCACAGCUUCGGAGGUGGCACCGGUUCUGGUUUCACCUCCCUGUUGAUGGAACGCCUGUCUGUUGACUAUGGCAAGAAGUCCAAGCUUGAGUUCUCCAUCUACCCAGCUCCCCAGGUGUCCACAGCUGUUGUUGAGCCCUACAACGCCAUCCUGACCACCCACACCACACUGGAGCAUUCUGACUGUGCUUUCAUGGUAGACAAUGAGGCCAUCUAUGACAUCUGCCGUAGAAACCUCGAUAUCGAGCGUCCUUCCUACACUAACCUGAACAGGUUGAUCAGCCAGAUUGUGUCCUCCAUCACUGCAUCCCUUCGAUUCGACGGUGCCCUCAAUGUUGAUCUGACAGAGUUCCAGACCAACUUGGUGCCCUAUCCCCGUAUCCACUUUCCCCUGGCCACCUAUGCCCCAGUGAUCUCAGCAGAGAAGGCUUACCACGAGCAGCUGACUGUUUCAGAGAUCACAAACGCCUGUUUUGAGCCAUGUAAUCAGAUGGUGAAAUGUGACCCACGUCACGGCAAGUACAUGGCCUGCUGUCUGCUGUACCGUGGCGACGUUGUGCCCAAAGACGUUAACGCUGCCAUUGCCACCAUCAAAACAAAACGCUCCAUCCAGUUUGUAGACUGGUGCCCAACUGGUUUCAAGGUUGGUAUCAACUACCAGCCCCCAACUGUGGUACCUGGUGGAGAUCUGGCCAAGGUCCAGAGGGCAGUGUGCAUGCUUAGCAACACCACUGCAGUGGCAGAGGCUUGGGCCCGUCUUGACCACAAGUUUGACCUGAUGUACGCCAAGCGUGCAUUUGUGCACUGGUACGUAGGUGAGGGUAUGGAGGAGGGAGAGUUCUCUGAGGCCAGGGAAGACAUGGCUGCCCUGGAGAAAGAUUAUGAGGAGGUGGGAGCAGAUAGCGUGGAAGGAGAGGAUGAGGGAGAAGAAUACUAAGAAUCAGGACAUGUCAGCCUGUCGCAACACAUUCAACCAUUUCCCUCUAAACAUUCCUCAUGGAACCAUGUUUUGCUGUCCCUUUGUAACCUUCACUUUUAAAUCUUGCGCUCUUUAUUGCAAUAAAAGUCA